Molecule: messenger RNA, 225 nt
Organism: Iphiclides podalirius (scarce swallowtail)
Lineage: Eukaryota; Metazoa; Arthropoda; Insecta; Lepidoptera; Papilionidae
Source: the annotation of a GenBank genome assembly
AUGGAGUUGGGUCCGCGGGGGGCGCGGGGGGCCCGAGGAGCAGGGGAUAAUGGCGGCGCAAUAUCGGAUGGAAAUGCGCGGCAUUGCGCGCCGCCCGAGUGCAGGGAGUGCACGAUCGGGCUGCAAUUUGAGCGGCGAGUGGCGAAAUCGGAGAGCGGACGGAACGCGACACCCCACUUAUCGCGCGACGUGAAAGUCGGACGUCUUAUUGAAUUCCGCUAUUUA